AUGGCUGCCAGGGCUAUGUUAGUCCUUUUUGCUCAAGCGCUUUUAAUCCAGUCAGUGCUAUCCCAGAAUUGUGGCCGUUUAUAUACUCCUGCAGCCUACAGCUUAUCAACUCCUUUCGGUUACGACGGAUUCUCAACUGGCUUCGCAAGCAAUACCUUUCCUGGCAGACUGGUAGGCACCAGCUUAACCUACAAUGGUCUAUCAAACAAUAUUAUAAACGCUCCAGUAGUAGAAAUUACUCCAACAUCUGGAGGAGCCUUACCAGUAACCAGUGCAUCACCAAUCGCUCCUAACAGCAUCCUGGUUGCAUCAGAAAAUGUUUACGAAGGUACCUUAGCUGUCGCUGGUGAGCUACCUUUCGUGGGUACAGUAGGAUUGGAAGGUGAUCUUCCUACAAUAGGUUCAGGAGCUGUUAAUCAUGCUUGUGGUAAUGGAGCUAUAGGAAUGAUAAGUCAAGAUGCUCUUGUUAAUAAUAUUGGUACAGGAUAUGCUCCCUCAGCUUUCGGGAACAUGUAUGGAAAUAUUGGUGGAUUUGGUAAUCCAGUUAUCGCUUCUCCCUUUCCUUACAAUGCUGGAUUAGCAGGACCUUCCUAUCCUGCCACUGGCUUGGCUGGUGCUGGUCUGACUGACAACUUCGGAUUGGCUGGUGCUGGUCUAGCUGGCUCCUACGGAUUGGCUUCUGGUUUGGGUUAUGACGGACUCGCCUACCCUGGCGCUGCCGGUUACGGCUCUGGAGUCGCCGCGUACGGCGGCGCCGGUGAAGGCAACGUGGCGGUCGCUGGUGAGCUGCCAGUCGCCGGUAACACCGCUCUGUAUGGACAGGUGCCCAUCAUGGGCGCUGUGAGCUUCAGCGGUCCUGUGGCUGCUUCUGGUGCCGUGACCAUCACAGCAAAAUGUGCUUGUGGUUGUGGCUAUCAGUAUUUAUAUUAA
Messenger RNA from Helicoverpa armigera (cotton bollworm), 930 nucleotides. Its product is annotated as chorion class B protein Ld34. Lineage: Eukaryota; Metazoa; Arthropoda; Insecta; Lepidoptera; Noctuidae. The transcript has 2 exons. Gene Ontology annotation, cellular component: egg chorion. Gene Ontology annotation, molecular function: structural constituent of egg chorion. The coding region runs from base 1 to 930 and encodes 309 amino acids. The record is from RefSeq and is a predicted model, not a curated record. Gene Ontology annotation, biological process: chorion-containing eggshell formation; multicellular organism development.